Molecule: messenger RNA, 22976 nt
Organism: Paramuricea clavata
Lineage: Eukaryota; Metazoa; Cnidaria; Anthozoa; Malacalcyonacea; Plexauridae
Source: the annotation of a GenBank genome assembly
AUAUAAAAGGUGCGAGUUUCAUCAGUUCGUCACUUCAUCUUUGGUCUUCAAGAAAGAAAGAGUUGGAAGAUAACUCAAAGAACAAUGAAGAAUAUUGCACUGUUGUGUUUCCUUUUGGUGGCUUCAGCCUGUGUGCUUGGUACGUAUGAUAUGAACGUAUUUAAUGUUUCUAAUGAUUGUCUUGUGUGAAUCGAUUUAAUUUAUAAACCACAUAUCAAGGAUGCUUUUCCAGCCUUAGACCUUUUGUUCGUGCAUUAGUCUACCAAGUGAGAUACGUAGUCAAGUUGCUUCGCAACUGUGUCCUUAAUCUAUUCCUUGUAAAUGAUCUGUUUUAAGGAAAUACUAAAUUUGCAGACCCAAAUCCUGACCCCGAUACUGCGAAACACUUUGGCUUGAUAGAAUAAAUUUAAUUAUUUUCCCAACAAAGUUGCCCGCGCUGAUGAUGAGACAACAGCUGUCGAUGCUUCCAAGAUGGAAGAUCAGCAAGAGACUCCUGAUGUGAUGGCUGACGAAGAACAGACGGAAGCUGACGAGACUGAAACGAAAAACAACGAACUCGAGACUGAAAGUGACGAAAAAGAGACGGAAGAUGACGAUGAGCAAGAAGAUGCCGAUCCGCAAGAAGAUGACAGUGCGCAAGAAGACGAAGAGGUCGAAGAAGAUGAAGGUAAACCAAUAUUUCUAAUAUCGUGCACGUUAUGGCUAUGUAGCAUUGCGAACUCGAUUUGAAUUGAAAGAAGUUGGUUAUUGAGAACAAAUUCAGUCCAAAUUAUGGAUAACCCUUUCUAUCAGUAGCUAGAAAUGACAUUAGCAGCACAACGUGCAUGCACGGGCGAAACUUUUUUGGGCUGAGGCGCCACACCCCCUACCCCCUCAAGUUUCGCCCUGCGUUCAUAUACCAAUAUGGACGUCAUUUGCCUCUUUUCUGGAUACCAGAUACAAUCUGGUAAUUUGUUUCUGUCAUAUCAGCAUAAAGAAAUAUGACUGAGCUAUUAAUAUUCCUUGUUGCAGGUUUGGUUUCUGCCAGGGUUCUGCUAUAAUUCAAGUCAAAAGAAAUUAGGAUAAAAUUUACACUCAAAAUUUCCAUUCACAAAUCCUCCAACAUAUAAUACUAUUUAGUUCCACAAAUCUCACUGGAUUUUCCUUUCUUUCAAUAAUAUACCGCCCAAAAAGCGGUUGUAAGCACAGAAAAAUAUACAGAAUAUAGUUAUUUAUUUGUUUGUUAAAUGAAUUAAUUAACAAACAAUUGAAAAAAUAUGCUUCUUUCUAUAGACGAAACAACCGAUAUCGCAGAUGAUGAGCCCGAGAAACGAGGUCAGUGUUUUUCCAUUGUUAUCAUAUUAUAUUUCUAAAUUAAUUUUCUUUUUCUUUGUUGAAAUAUUUAUUGAAAGGAUUAGUGAAUCGCAUGGUGAAUAGUAAGACAAAUAUGAAAAAAAAUUUUCCAGUGUGAUAUAGACAUUGAAUUUAAAAAAAAAACUUUCAAAUUUUAGCAGAUAUAUCACACUUUUUUGUCCUCAUUCAGAUGUCCUAGCUACGUCCUAACAUGGAUUUUUGCAACUAAAUUUUAUUUCACAUCCAAUUUUCUAAUUUGAUCUGAAAUAUAUAAAAUUGACGUACGAUGGGUAAAACUGGCUGAAGGAGUCAGUGAAUUCCAUUCUCGCAAUAUCCUUGUGAGGAACUUUAAUCCUUUGGGUAUCUCCAUUAGCAAGAACAAUAUUUUUGUAUUCAAUAUUCAAUUCAACUAUCAUUUCCCCUUACAACUAGGAAAGUAGUGUUUCUAAAUUAUUCUGCCUAGGCAAAAAGCCCACUAACAUCCUAGAGCUGCACUAGAUUCACACGAUUGUAAUCACAUGGUCGGAUUUCUAUACGUUCAAAAUCACCAAUGCUUGUUUAACCAUCAUCUUCUGUUUCUAUUUUCUGACCUCAACAACAUUGACAUAAGGCUUAAUAAAGCUUUAUUUGUCCGAAUUCCCUACAAUGUGGUUUAUAUAUUCAGGUUGGGCAUGCAGACGAUACAGGAAAGGUAGACGUUGGUGUAAGGCAUGUGGAUGCCGCCGUGUAUGCAAAGCCAAAGUGUGCUCUCGACGUGUCUGCAGACGAGUGAGAUGUACCAAGAGAGUAUGCCGUAGGGUGAUCAAAUACAGAAUCGUUAGAUACAAAUACCGCAACCCUCAUUACUACGGAUAUGGGAGACGUCGUUACUUGUGGAGAAUCAAAAAGAUUCCAUAUAGAGUUCGCGUCUGCAAACGUGUGCGAAGUUACUGCACAAAAUGUUACAACCGACGUUAUUAUUGCGGUCGUGUUUGCAGACAUGUGUGCAGAUACAGAAAGGUAAGUAAUGUGUUAAUGAAUACUUAAAUAUUUCUCCUAUUCCACGUAGUGGCAUCACCUUAGUAUGUGUACGAAAUAUUGUCGUUGACUAUUUGGACCCAAAGGUGGAGAUGCUCUAAAAAAGGAGAGUCUCAGGUUCGAUCCUGUGUGUGUAUGUGUGCAUGUGAGGGGGAUGUGAGAUGCGAUCAAAGGUUCCAUAAUUUGCAGCUAAUAUGACGGCCGCAAUUCAUGAGAGAUUUGAUUUCGACUAAACGGGUCUGAUUGAUCAACAAUAUAGCUAGCGCCGUAGUUGGAAUAAAAAGUCUUAAUAUUACCUUGUAAUACGUUCCAGAAAAAAUUUUUCCCAUCUGAAUAUUUACGGAUGGUCCUUCGUGUUAAAUUUUCUGAAGGCGUUUGUUCGGAAUACAUAUAUAAUGGAACGAAGUUCAACCAGGAAUGAAGUUAAACUUAUUGUACAAUGGUAUCAUCAUUGAACCCCUUGCUGAACGUAUAUUUACCAUUGCGUAUAAUUCUAAUUAAUUUAACUACUGUAUGGUUUUCUAUUAAAUUAUUUGCUAUUUUUUCUAGUGCCAUCCCUACUACGGAUAAACUACGUCAUACCUACAAGAAUACCUGGCUAAGAAAGGAUAUCGAUCUCCAAGUAGAUAACUCCAAAUUUCCUUGAAAUAUAACAUGUAGUUAAAAGAUGUGCACAUUUCUCGAAAUUUUCUUUUUAAAAAUAAACUUAGUUUGCAAAUUACGUGUGAUUAUUCUUUGAUACUCUUCUAAUACAUUGGAUACUGGACUUUAAUGCGUAAAUAUAGAGCGAACGAAGGCCAUGCAUACAUGCAUGCAUGCACCAUAAUUUUUUUGUUUUGCUGAAAAUUUGCAAGAAGUUCUUUAUGUUAACGUGUCUGGGUUUUUUUGGAAUGAUACGAAUAUUGUAAUUAACUGUGAGCGAUCAAUUGCCACAGAUUUAUUAUACAAAUUAUAUAUAUGUAUUUCAAGCGCGUACAUCCUAUUUCCAAAUACGAUCAGCAUUACAGUACGUUAUCAUCCCUUGUGGUCUGGUGGUCAACGCACUUGCCAUACAAGCUGAGAGCCCCUUGCUCAAUCCCCGGUCGGACCUCUACUCAAGGUCUUAAAAUAGUAUUAAAUGAAAGGGAGACUACAGUAUUGUCUUUACAUUGUCAUCAGUGUAAUUGUUAGAUUUCGCGUCUUCUCGGAUAAAGACGUUAAAAUUGUUGGUGCUUGCCUUGGAUUCUGUAGCAAUUCGGCAAUAUUCUUUCGCGAAAUUCGUUUCAUUGAGUGGCAAACUAAAUUAAUAAACAUUAAUUGUGAGUUUCUAAGCCAGCGUAGAAACUUAUUUAGCUCUGCGAUGAGUGAAUAUGGUUGUUGUCCUUACUGUACAUGUGCCUUGUUAAGAACAAAACUCACUAUUCAUUUCAUACUGCGUCAGAAAAUAUCAUCUCCCAAUCAUUAACGUACUGCCUAUCGUAUCAGAAUUUUCGAAAUCCCGCUUUGCCCUUCAGUCGGUUCAGUACUGUAUAGCUCAGUGGUUAGGGCGCUGGUACGUUAAUUUAAACCAGAUAUCGCGCGUUUUGAUUCGUUCCGACAAGGGUGAAUUUCAUUCGCUAUCAAUCAGCGAAUUUGUUGACAAUAUCCCUCGAAGCCAAUCAGAAUGCGUAAUUAGUUUCUGUUGGUGAUUUCCCUGCGAGCGCAGAAGCCUACUUCCGGUAAAAACAUAACAUAAACUUCGUGGGGGGUCAGGAUUUUUAUUUAUUUUGAUUGGAUUCAACGUGGCCAGGUGAAAUAAGAAAUUUUCUAAAAAUUUGCUCCUGGGAUUUGGUUUUUAUUGCCAAGUACUAAUGUUAUCGACAUUCGAACUUUCGCGCUAUUUAUACGCAGCUGUUCGAAUUGCGAUUACUUUAAAACUAGGCAAUAAAAAGCAAAUCCCAGCGGCGAAUUUUUAGAAAAUUUCUUAUUUUACCUUGAUACGUUAAAUCCAAUCAAAAUUUAAAAAUGCUGACCCCUUUGAAACUUUAUUUAAGAUUCUAAAUUUUUCUGUUCAAAUGUGUGUUUUUACCGGAAGUAGUAACCAAUUACGCAUUGGGAUUGGCUUUGAGCAAAAAUAGCAACAAUAGCAUUGAUUGGUAGAGAAUGAAAUUUCACCUUGUUUUUCGUUCCGUUAUAUAGUCUGCAUAAAGGCAUAUUAUGGUUUGUGUUAAGAAGCCAGGUUUCCCUUUAGAUUCAAAGGAGCAAGACGUCAUUAUUUAAAGAUUACCUUGAGAUAUAGCUAUGUGCAGGUUCAGUUUCGGAGUGAUGAUUAUAGAUAGCAGCGAGGGAAUAAGGUUAUUUUGAUUCUGGCAAAGAAUUGAAGUAUGCGGAUAAUGCAAUUACAUAACUUGUUAUACCCUACCUAGGUGCAUGCUUGGCGUGCCAAUUUAUAGUUACAACAAUUCUGACGUCACUAGCUUCUUUAGCUCAGACGUCAGCGCCGCUAAAGUUUUGCAGGAUUUAUAAAUCUAAGCCUUUACUGAGGUUGUGAAUUAUUAUGCAAGAAAACGUGACCUGUAUUUCUAGCUUGUUCUCUUUGAACAAGCUUUUUUGUUCGCGCCAAGAGAAGACAAGACAAAACAAGACAAGAAGAGACAAGACAAGACGGGAAGGAACAGUAUAGGAAAGGACACGACAGGGCAGGACUAGCCUGGAAACAACAGGACUGGACUGGACAGGACAGAACACAAAAGGACAGGGCAAGACAAGUUAACAGUUCAACGAGGUAGUUUCGGGGGAAUGGGGGAGUACACAUGUCUUCCAAGUAAAACCAGAAUAAAAUUUAAAUAUAUGUUCAUUUUAUUUAUAUAUUAUAUUUUUAUCUCAAAUUUUGACAUAGUCAUACUUGGUUUAAGGUUACAGGACACCCUUUUUGGCGUUUUGCGGAAAAUCGCUACUGCGCGCUCAAUAUCAGUCCGAUUUGAAUCAAAUUUUCAUCAAAUGUUCGCCAGUGUAUGCAAAAUAUGGCAAAGUUGUAAAAUUAACAAACAAUAAAAUAAUAUAAGAAUUAUUCAGGAAAAUCUUAAAUCGCGGUACCGUUACGCUUUUGAGUUGUGCUCCUGCUGGUUUUAAGUUAUAUUUAUGAAUAUAUCAUUUUUAUACAGUAAAAUAGUUGUUCUAAAAAAUUGUGUUCGGAAUUUUUUGUUUAUUUUGUCAUUCCGCUGAUAUGGCGAUUUCUAUGACGACUGCAAUAUAUUUCUGAAUUGUUUGAGUGAAUUGCUCUUUAUUAUUAAAAUAUCCAAAAUUAAAAAAAAGCCGAACACCAUUUUGAAACUGAUAUCUUUAGCUAUGUCCUGUGAAUAUUUGAGAACAACUGGUCAAAACCCGCAGGAGCACAACUCGUUUGAAAAUCAGUAAUUACCGUAAAAUUCUUCGGGAGAAAAUUGAAUUUGAAUAUUACAUUUUCAAUGUUUUUCUUAUUGCAGCGAAAUGUAUUUUAUUAAAUAACUCUGCGAGUUUUCAACAUUUUUCGUUCAAACUUGGUCAGAUAGUAGAACUAAUCUAAUGCUUUCAUAGAAACCAAUAAAAAAAAUUUAGGCAAAAUUAACCCUCAAAGGUGUUCUGUAACCUUAAUUGCUUCAGUCCGGUAGAGUACCAUUCAAUACCCAAUUUCCUUAGUGAAAGCAAAGGGUUUAACUAAUUUUCACCACCCAUUACUGGCUGACGUUUCUUAAAAACUGAAACUCCAGUGAAUAAUAAAUACAAUCAUCAAUACAAUAAUUUUCUUCAAAGAUAUUAGGAAUCAUAAAUAAAUUAGGGAUCCUCUGCCUGGUAACGAAUCAGACGUUUAAAAGCCGAGAGGCAGACGACAGAAUUAAGUUUGUCAGAAUUAAUCUUUUUAUUUUUAGGCCAUUCCAAUAUAAUAGUGUAGCUACUACGGAGUUUAACUUGGAAUUAUAGGGAAUUUUAUAUUCCAGUGAUAAGUACUUCAUUUGUAAUCUUCCAUGGCAUAGUAAUAAUAUUUUUCGGUUUGUGGAAAAUAUAUAAUUGUUAUUGGAAAUUAAAGCAUCUAAUCAAUAAGCUCGGAUUUUAAACAAUAUUGUCGCUCAAAUUCGAAUUGUCCAAUCAUAAAACAGUAUUCGUAGCCUACCAAGUUAAAAUGUGAUUUUUACGGUGUUGUACAGAGAAUCAGUAUCGAGGCUAGGUGUCGUACUUUUCAAAGAAAGUAAUUUCUAGUCUUAAAAAAAAUGUCGACAAAAUUUAAAAAAUAGGGACGCACUGCGUACACGAGACUAGCCCAUUCAGCUUUAUCUAUAUACAAAUUUAGUAUCGUGUCUAAUUAAUAGUGUCUCGGUGCCCCCAUGUUAUUAAUUAUAUCAACACCCAAAAUGAUUACCACAUUGACAAGACCUUUAUCAGCGGUUUCCACUACUAAAUUUUUUUUUCAACAACCCAUUUUGGAAAUGUGUCUUACAUAUAUUAAACAUAAUACAGGAUAUCUUGCUAAGUUGAGUAUAUACAAGGUACGCGAACAAUAACUUGAACCUAUAUACUGAAAAAUAUUCCCAUUGCGAUAAGGCAAUUGUUUUACCAACCUUGGCGAGAUGGCGUCGUGAACACCGGAAAGGCGUUUCGAGGCCUAUCAAAUCGAAAAUAAAGUUGGUCAUGUUGCAUAAGAUGCUUAUCAGCACGCUAAUUAAACAAUUUAAAUUGCGUAUUUCUGGAACGAUUUUGUUUGUAAUUUCAAAGUUUUGUUUUAAAUCAUAGGAACACUGUCAUAAAAAUGUUAGUUGUAUGACAACCAGUCAUUUCACAUCAAAUUCAUAAUUUUUUCUUAAAAUUUUUAAUUUUUAAAAUUUCAAAAAAACUUUCUGAUUGGCUGGCUGAAAUUUCCCAGGGAAUCGGCGAGCUUUAUUUUGCGACGAAACGCCAAGAACCAUCUCCCGUGUAGUUAUAUCCAAAUUCAGUGACGAAUUUGAUGAAUUUUCGCAAAAUUAACUCGUUUUAAUGUGAUGAGAAAACAAAAGAAAACACAAUGUAGAAGUGUUAAAGUUAUGUCUUAGCAUAGUGAGUUUCGAUGUUUAUGUACUAGUUUUGUCGUCAUUUAGUUUUUGUAUACCGUUUUGAAUUUGCACUUUCUUGCCAACCUUGGGAUAUAUAUAGGUUAUCAUAUAAGGGAUGAGGUGAUAUCAGUUUUAUCGCUCGAGGGAUGAUAUCACAAUUGUCACGAGCGAGCGCUGCGAGCGAGGGACAAUUGUGAUAUCGUCCCGAGAGCGAUAAAACUGAUAUCACCGAAUCCCGAGUACGAUAUUAUAUACUUGUACCUUUAUCAGGGUUUGACACCCAAAAGUAAACAGUUUUGAAAAAAUAGGAUCAUUUUAGAAUUCAAAACAAUUCAUCAUUUAGCCCACUGAACAAAUAUGAUUUUAGAAAAUAAAUAGACAAUUCAUAUAAAUAAUAUACAAUUUAAGUCUUUCGUUUUCUAUUAUCGUUCUUGUUUCCUUCGAUAAAACUGGCGACAUCAACCAACACGAACCUCGAGUCGGCCAUCUUUGUUUUGACAAGGCGCGAAAUUUAGAGGGACAAAAAACGAUAUCCGGGACAAAAAACGAUAUCCGGGACAAAAAAGAUAUCCGGGACGAUAUCGUUUUAAUAUCCCGCCGCUUCCUACCUGAUAAAGGUACGUGAUAAAUAUAUAUAUAUAUAUAUAUAUAUAUAUAUAUAUAUAUAUAUAUAUAUAUAUAUAUAUAUAUAUAUAUAUAUAUAUAUAUAUAUAUAUAUAUUUAUAUAUUUAUAUACAUAAUGAUGCAACGCUAUUCAUGUGUUACACGUACUUCAUGUAAUACGAAUUAUAGAGGUUUUACUGUAGAUUGAAGCAUUACAUGUCAAAGCAUUGCAUUAUAAAGCAAAUUGUAUGCAUUUUUUUUAAAUAAAAAACUUUCCGGGAGACCUAUGGUUAUAUACGCACCAUUGAGUGUUACUCAUAGAAAUAAUAGAUAUAGAAUGCGUACUUGAUCACGAAUCAUGUCUCCACUUUUUCUCAUGCGUGCCCUUAUAAAUCCGCCACGUUUGAAUUUGACUAGGAGUGCAAACUACAAAGUAUAAACAAAGCUAAAACUACGUUUUCAUCGUCAAAACGUUUAUCCUGUUGUCUAAUUUGUAGUUUGGGGGUAGAUUUUGAGUUUUUUGAAGACACAAACUGUCAAAGCAAAUGUGCAGUUACAAAAACGGUGAAAAUCGUGCAGCCUUGUAAACAAAGUAUUUUCGCCGGUUUCUCGAAAUUUACUCAUAAAACAUUUUUGCAUGCUUUGAACGUCACUACUGUCACUGUUUUGCUAAUAUCUUAAAAGAUUACAAAAUGAUAGUUCUUUCUUCGUCGGGUUUCGUUUUUCUUUGCAUGAUGUAAACUAAGGUUUUUUAUUUUUUUGAAACAAAAAUAUUUAGUUGUCGAUAGACUGUAAAUUGUCUAAAUAAUCGUCGAAAACUAUGGUUUCAAAAGCGUUGCCUCGAGCUCAAGCAACACAGAAAACUAUGAAAAGUAAUUGUGUAAGUUUAAAAAAUUACUGAACUUCAUUUAUAUUAUAUUAUAUUAUAAAAAAGUUGAAAUAUUUAUAGAACAUACCUAUUGAGUUUGAGUUUGUCUUGAUAUUUCGGGUUUUGUUUUGGCUUGGACAACAACGUUGAAAAUUUAUUUUUAAACGAUGAUUUCUGUAUAUAUUCUGUUCAGAACUGUUGCUUUUCGUAAAAAAGCCCACUAGAAUGGGUUUUUAGACACUUUUUAAACUUUUUUUCCAUUUUAAGUCUCGAUAUAAAAAUUUUUGCAAACUUUGCAUUUGAAAAAACAAUUUGCACUCUCUGCAACCGCGCGAAAUUCCCACUGAUAUUCCCUGCCGCCUGGGAGUCUGGGAACCAAAAUGCCCUUAUAAAUCCGCCAUUUUGUGGAGACAAAUUAUUCACUGAGAAAAGAUAGGAGUAUGCAUUCUAUAUCUAUUAUUUCUAUGGUGUUAUUCCUGUCAGUAAAUGAAAUAUAUAUAAUUAUUCUAUACGUAUAAAUUUAUACGCAUAAAUGAUCUUAAUUGAACACCCCAAAUGCUGAAGGGAUUGAGGUCAUGUAAGUGGCCGAUGCCCAUUUUCGCUGACCGGAAGCAAAAUGACCUAGGCACGAGGUUGAUUAAUUACAUGAAGGCGGGAAGAAAGACAAAAAACUGAACCAAUAUUAUAAUUACACUCGGAACUAUAUCUGUGUGGGUGAUGCAGAAAUAUCAUCAAUUAAAAAAAAAUAUUAAAAAAUAUCCAGUAUAGUCCAGUUGGCAGAAGGCGAAAAUAUUAGGGAUAACAAUGCGAAAUAAUUGCACAUUAGGCUACAUUCUUAGUUAAAUAAACAACUUAUGAGUUAAUGCAGGUAUAUGAACCCUCAUAUUAUAGACAUACAUAUAUACAUCUAGUUUAAUUGCAUAAACGCAUACACUGUCCAGUUUAUUAUACCAUAUUCGCGAGUACUGGAAACAGUAAAAAUUGAUCAUUAUUAUCUAUACAAUUGAUCGUGAUGUAAUUAACUGUAUAGGUGUAUAUUCAUAUUCCUACAAGUAUGAGCUGGUAAGCAGAAAAUUAUUUCUAUACUUCACCACUGCUGGGAAUCGAACUCGUGACAUUCGCAUUUGUAGAACUAAGCUCUACAUUCUACGCUACAAUGCCAAGAUUGGAACGAUGUUAUUUAUUUGUGAUGUUAAUGACAUGCACGAAUUUCUUCCUUUCCAUGACUGGUGUAAACAAUAUUACUCCAGCGAAUGUUAUGUAUGAUUUGCAACACGAGUAGAAUGUCAGGGGUAAAAAUCAUGCACAACAGUCGCUGAAUUAAUAGCUGGCAUGCACCAGGCAUGGAAAGGAAGAAAUUCGUUCAUGUCAUUAACAUCACAAGUGAAUAACAUCGUUCCAAACUUCAAAGCUGAGAAAGUAGAGAGUCGUUCAAGAAAUACGUCGGGGGUUCGAUUCUUAGCCGCGUGAUCAAGUAGCAUUAAUUUUCUACUUGCUCGGCUCAUACUAGUAAGAAUAUCAAUAUAUACAAGGUGUCUCCAAAAACCGCUAUGGAAAUUCAACAGGCUGUUGUGCAUCACAAACUUAGCUAAACAAUUCCAUUCUUGCAUAGAAAGGCUAAAUAACAGCUCUUUCGUCCUAGGAGGACGAGCUGUUAUUUAGCCUUUAUAUGAUACCUUUCUUGAACCGUAACGAUGAGAAUGGCCACUCUCGCCAAAUAAAAAUUGUCGUUCGAAAUCACAUUCUUCCACCGUUGGGAAUUGAAAAACACUUUACAUUAAUUAGGCAAAUUUAUAUAAUCAAACCAAAAGCAACGCGAGUCUGCUGCAGGGUAUUCGUCUCGUAAAACGUUUGGAUUGCGAUGUUCUCUGUUAAUUCAGUGGUUAAUUGAACCAUGUUGAACGCAAUAGUGGACCUUAUUUUUGUUUCACUGUACUAUAAACCGAAACGAUUGAUGAGUUAAACUAACUUUAGUUGAUAAUCAUUUUAGAUAUGUUUCCUUUUUCCAUGCAAUUGCCAAUGGUGGAAGAAUGUGAUUUCGACCAGCAAUUUUUAUUUGACGAUUAUGUGGCCAUUUCUGUUCGUUACGAUAUAAAAAGAGUAUCAUUGACAAGCUAAAUAACUGUUUUUUUUGUUCUAUGUUAAAAUUGAAUUGUCUAGCUGCGUUUACGAUGGCGAUGCACGACAGCCUGUUGAAUUUCCAAAGCGUCUUUUUUAGACAUCCUGUACACCUACAUAUACAUUUACAUCACGAGUGGGAUCUUAUCCUCCUUUGAACGUGCAUGAGUGAAGUACAACGCAAUUAAUAAAUAAAAAGUUAUAAUUUAAAGCUUCAAUUUGUAAAAUUAAUAUAAGUUCAACAAUUCACAACUUAUUGAUUGCUCAUGAAGAUUACAUUUUCAACGUUUUGGGAAAGUGCAAUCCAAUGGAUUCAAAACACUGUUUAUGACUGACAGAAGACAUAAUUACUUGAACACGACCUUCCUUAGCCCUUUCAGCUUUUCACAACUUGAAUAAAAGACAUGAAGGAAGAACACAUUUCCCUUUCCCUUCCAAGACCUUUGGUGGGUUUCAUUAAGUGUUUUCGUGUAACAAAUGGUCGUCAAUAUGGAGUUAUCCGAUUAAUUUCUUACGCAUAUACUGCAUUUUAGCGGAAACAAAGGUUAAUAUUUAUACUGCAAUUAAGCAUUAUACUGUGCCAAAAAAGUUACUGCGUAAAAAAAAGUAAAGAAAAAAAAGGAAAAAAAACAGGAAAGUCAAACAGGAAAGUCAAACAGGAAAGUCAAACAGGAAAGUCGUGGGAGGCACUCAAAUAAAAGACCAUGACUUUCGUGCUCAACAUUUUUGACAUGUAUUAUUAAUUGGUAUAAAUAUUUUUGUAAUCAUCCUGCAAUUUGGAAAAAGUGCACUCGCGUGUUUUAAAGACUUCAAAUUGCAUUCAUCGUUUUCACUUGUGCAAUUUUGGAGGCCUUCGUACUCCACACGAAGUCAAGUUAUAAUCUAUACAAAUUUAGUACCUUGUGUAGUUACUAAUGUUUCUAAUAUAUAGUCUUUCUCGGUGCCCUCGUGUAAUUAAUUAUCUCAACUCCCCAGAAUUAUCACUCCAUCAACCAAGAUCUUCAUUUACCGCAGUUUCGCUCCUCAAAUUAUUUUGCUCUACAAGCAUUUCAGUUAGAAAUUGGCGUACAUAUUAUUACACAUACGAGGCUUCUUGCGAAAUGGGUAUACACAGUACAGCAACAAUAUAUAACUUAUACCUAUAUGGGAAAAUAUAUGCCAAUUGCGAUGGCCACAGUUGUCAAGAUGGUGUCGCGCACACCGAAAAGGCGUUUUCAAGCCUGAAAAAUCACAAACAAAUUUGUCAAAUUGAAUAAGAUUGCUUAUCAACACGCUCAUUAACAAUUCAAAUUGCAUAUUUCUGGAACGAUUUCGUUUGAAAUAUCAAUGUUUUAUUUCAGAUUAGGAACAUUAAUGUCAUACUAAAAUUUGCUUGAAUUACAACCAGAAUUCAUAUCACAUGUCAUAGCAGAUUUUUCUGUUAUACGUCCAUUGCACGGGACCUUCACCAUCCUUCGAAACCAAGCAAUGUUCGAAAAGUGAGAAAACCUCAAACUGAUUAGAUUCUGCAGUUCAUGGUAAAUAAUGCACGGAGUCACUAUGCAACGCGCACUUUAUCGCUCUCUUCACAGGGUUUUCCUUUCUUCCUUUCUUUCUCUCUCACGUUGAACCUGAGCCAUGUAGGGAUUGAUGUGAGUCAUGCUGCAGCCCGACAGAGCCAGAAUUGAUUUCAAAAUCUAGUUAGCCUAAUUACUUACAAGGCUCAAAUUAGAUUGGGGGCUAGUUAGUUAAGAUGAAGGCAAACACAAAAGGAGGGUUGUGUAAGAGUACAUAAAAAAGAAUACUAAACAAAAAUAAAAAAGUAUAGCUAAUUGAAACAAUUGAAUAGAAUGUUGUAUAAAUCGUAAAAAAAAACAUUAAAUUCGCCCUAUGAAUUAAACUACUUGUAUACUUGUCCUUAUGGUCAGAUGUAAAUAAUGUCUUGGCAGGGGAUUUUGUUUCCGUCGACGGACUUAUCGUCAACAUUUUAUUCUGAUAUAAUUUGGGAUAGUCGUAAACGGAAUUCAUCUGCUUUAAUUUGUUGCUUGAAAUGAAAAUCUCUAAAAUUCAAACGCAUAAAGAACUUCCAGAAUCGAAACUCUCCUGUCAUUUUUAAGGUAUUUGCGACCUUGUGAACUGCAUGCAGUUUUGAAUUUAAAAAAAAAAUUAAAUAAAGUUAUAUUGAUGUACGACUGUCUUGAGACGUUAUCUGCAUGAUCAAUACUUUGCUAUAUAAGAUGGUUAAUUUCGAGCGUUAAAAGCUCCCAUAAGCCGGAGUUCACAUAAUAUUAUUUUAUGUAAGAAGAGUGCUUCGCGUUUAGUUCUCUAAAACUUUUCGUCUGGUACUUCGAUUUCCGUUUAUAUAGCAAAACCACGCACUAUAGCUUCACUUAAUAAUCAUGAUCAUUAUAGAACAGAUACCUUAAGAGCUAUACUUAAAUAAUAUAUAAGUACUUUAUAAGAAUGGCACCUCUUGGUAUAAAUAUGGAGAUUUAUGUUCUAUUUUUCUCCGAUAGAACUAACUUGAAUGGAUCUAAAUCUAAAAUGCAUAUAAUGUUUAAAUUUGAUCCACAAACACUUCAAAUAUAUAGUAUACUUCUAAACAUGCACUGAGAAAACUUAGAACUAACUGUCAAUACAAUGUAAAACUGCAAGUUUAGAGGCUAAUUGUAUCGUUUGUUUAAUAUGAGUAAAGCUUUGAGCAAUAUGACUUUAUCGCUCUCUUCCAGUCUUCCUGGGGGUUUCCUUUCUUCCUUUCUCACGUUUAACCCGAGUCAUGCAGGGAUUGAUCUGAAUCAUGCUACCUGACAGAGCCAGAAUUGAUUCCAAAAUCUUGUUAUAAUGACUUGCAAUGUUCAAAUUAAACAGGAAAUAGAGUGCACAGUAUUGUACCAGUGAACGCUAACAAAUAAGAAAGUUUCGUGCAGUCAUAUUUCGAUUUAAUUUACCUUAAGAAUCAUGGCCUACAUAGAUGGGGAUCCAUGCCCUUUUUGUUUCGCCCCUCUAGACUAUAGGGACUAUGAUGGAGAGACUAAAAGAGAAAAUACUUAACUCUUAUUUUGAUACCUGCUUAUGUGCUUAGGCGUGAAGUGUAUCAUAUGAAUAUGAAUAUGUAAGUAGAGUGUUUCCUGUAUAGCAAAACCACUUCAAUUAAUAAUCAUAAUUGAGCAGAUAUUCUAUAGAACUAUGCAGUAUAAUGUAAUAAUACACGUACUGUAAGAAUGCCACUUCUUGGUAAAAAUCGAGAUUUAUGUUCUAUAUUUCUCGAUUUCUGAAGAAUUCUAGUAUGCAUAAUAUUAUAACGUUCGGUUCGCCGAAAUUUCUAUCCACAAACACCCAUUAUGCUAACUAUGGUAUGAAAUCUGUAUAUUUAUAAUACUUAUAUAUUAGUCUCCGUUUAGGCUCCUCGCAAUUUGUGUACAUAAAUUCUGGACUGGGGGAUUAUUAAUAUAGCUGUGCGAUGAAUAAAUGAUCAUGUCUUGUAAAUAAGUAUUAAGUUUUCAGACAAUUGUACUUCAUGCCGAUAUUUAGCCGUCUCAGUGAAGGCUACUUGAAAAGUACACAGGAAAAAGAACCAUCACAGACACGGAACAUUACCCUGCUUUUGAAACGCCUCUAUUGGCUGCCCGACAGAGGCAGAAUUGAUUUUAGGAUUACAUAAUAGCGAACCUUUGGCUUUUAAUAAGCCAAAGCUUUCUUUAAUAUAUGUCAUCAUCACAGAGAUUACUAGAGUUGUUUCACAGUCAUAUACUCUGAUGUGCUCCUACAUUGUGGAACUCAUUACCCGAUCAUACUUGCAUGAUAUACUAUAGUGCUUUAUGUACUAUUUAAAAAACGAGCAGGAGUGUUUUAUUAGAUUUAAAGCCACGAGCGCGCAGCGCGAGUGGCUUUAGACCUAAUAAAACACGACAUGCGAGUUUUUUAAAUGGCUUCAAAAACGUUUGCAUAAUAAGUCAAAUCUUUAUAUAAAAAUCUUUAUAUAAAAAUCUUUAUAUAAAAAUCUUUAUAUAAAAAUCUUUAUAUAGUUUGCAUAACAAUGGUCUUUUGUUAAAGUGUUCUUUAGCUGGUACAAAGACGUAUGCACGUGACUAAUUUCUUACUCAAGAUUGGAUGAUUGCUUCAUGAAUUAUUAAUGAGUUUUUGAAAGGCAUUUUUAAGGCUUAGUGAAAACAUAUCUUUAACAAAAUAUUUUGAUUAAUUGUAACUAAUUUUAAAGUUUAUCUAUUCAUGCAUCUAAUCUUCGUCUUAGAUCAUACUAUUUUUAGUCUUAGUUAUAUAUUGUAAAAGCAUGCAUCGAGCACUGAUGAUGCUCCAAAAAUGUUUUAUUUUUGUUAUUGUGCCAGUGAACGUGAUAAAGAACGUUUGUGCAGUCAUAUUUCGCUAUAAUUUCAUUGAGAAUGGUUAGUAAAUACAAGACAGACAUAAAUGAAGUGCUUGGCCUUGUUUUGUUUCGGCCCCUCUAGACUGUUGAAUAAUUAGCAGGCGAAACGGAAAAUGCGGAAACAAGGCUAGAGAUGAAAUAGAAAAUAGGUAACUGUUAUUUUGAUACUUGCUUAUUGCGCUUAGACGUUAAGUGCUACAGUAAAAGGAACUUAAGGAAAACAGCAAAUGUUGCAUUUUUUUCCAUUUGGAGUGGAAGAUAUUAAAUAACAGCCACGUGAUAAAUACAUUUUCAUAUCUUGUAAACAAUAUUAAGUUGCAGGCCAUCGUUCGAGGAAUAUUUUGAGAAAGUUGUACAUAAUAUUUACACUAAAUGUAGAGUGUGCACAUGAGUAUUGUACCAGUGAACGCUAUAAAAACUUUUGUGCAUGCAGUCGUAUUUCGCUUUAAUUUAGAUCGAGAAUGAUUAUAAUUAGCUCAUGCCGGGCCUGCGUAUAUAGGGAUCCGUGCCUAAAUAGAGGGUUUGAACUUGUUUUGUUUCAACGCCUCUACACUGGGCCAGGGGAUAAUUAGCAUGGGAGACGCUGUUAAAUGAGGCUGCAGUUAAAAGAGAGAAUGCGUAACUGCUAUUUCGACACCUGAUUAUAUGUGCUUAGGCGUGAAGUGCUUCAGUGAUCAGAAAGGAACUAUAGGGAAACAGAAAAUAUCCAUUUCAAGAUCUGACUAGGAUAACACGAAAAUAUCCAUCUCAUAUACGUCCGACAUUAUAUAGAUUCAACUAACAAAAAUAUUUAUGACAAACUAUAUUUUUAAAUGUGAUUUGAUCCUAUUAAGUUCAUUGUAGAUGUAACUAAGUAUUGGAUAUAAAUAAAUUCUGGGUUGGUGUGCAGAGCGGUAAUACAAAGUUUUGGUUUGUGGAAACAAGCAGGUAUAUUUAUUGCGAUAAUGCAUGAUUUAUUAGAGCGGUACUAUAUUCCGCCUAACAGGAGGGGUAUUGACAGAUUUGCAAUAAAAAAUGUACAUGAGUUUAUGUAUACAAAAGUUAUAUUCAGGCAAAAAAUUGCCUGAACAUAACUUUUGUAUCCCAAAAGCACGAGGCCUCAAAAAUUGCCGUGAUCAAAUAAGAAAUUACACAAUCCUAAGUUUUUAUCGUAAUAGAGAGAAUUAUGUUUCAAAACCCAUAAACAGGCGAGGAAUGAAUAAGAAAUAAAGUCGUAAAAAUGAAAAAUUGAAACCUUUAAUUUGCAAAGUAAAUACACGUGGUGUAGCCUAUAUUAAACAGCUCCACAACAUGAUUGAUAGUUUAGCAAGAUAAAAUUUUCACUGCGCUUUAGGAAAGUGCCAACCAAUGGAUUCAAAGCACUGUAUGUUCUUCGCAGAAAGCAUAAUUACUUGAACAUGCACGCACGCUUCUUUAGCCCUUUCAGCUUUUCAUAACUUGAAUAAAAGACAUCAAGCAAGAACACAUUUCCCUUUCCCUGGAAUGACCUAUGUUGGGUCAAGUGUGUUCGUGUAAAAUAUGGUCGUCCACAUGCAGUUAUCGGAGUGGAUAACUUACCACGGCGGAUAUAACUUACCGGGGAACCUUACCACGCAGUCAUUUCAUGGAUUAGAACACGCUUAUCUUUUGAGAUUUUAAGAUCGGUGAACACUUGUGUCAGGGGAUCUAGAAGGCCCUUUAAGAACGCAAAUGACUUCAUAGAUGAUUUUAAUGUAAAUGCUAUAAUGCAGCAGAAAUUUUUUAGAUACUUUUAUAAUGGACUAUUUAUAUGGAUAAUUUUCUUUUUUAACUAUAAAUAUAGAACACACAAUUUAUCAAAUAAAGGUAAAAAAGGUAUUAAAAACUUUAUUAUGUAUGCUAGCUUGUUAUCCGAGUAAAUCGUUUCGAAAAUGUUGCAUUUUAGGGGAAAACGAAAGUUAAUUAUUAUAUACUGCAAUUAUGCAUAUAUACUGUACUUGUCAAAAAAGUUACUCUGUGCCAAACAGGAAAGACGUGGGAAGCACUCAAAUAAACGGCCAUUAUAGUUUCCUUCUCGACAUUUUUUGACAUGAAUAAUAAAUUGGUAAUAUUUUGUUCAUCCUGCAAUUGAAAAAAGUGCACUCGCGUGUUUUCAAAGACUUUAAAUUGCAUUCGCGUACCUUUUGACAAGACAAUUUUGAACGGGCCUUCAUGCUCCACACGAGUAUAAUUAUUAUCUAUACAAAUUUAGUAUCGUGUCUAAUUAAUAGUGCUUCAGAUAUUGUCUUAAUUCUCGGUACCCUCAGGUUAUUAAUUAUAUCAACACCCCAAAUUCCUACUACAUUGACAAUUAAGACCUUCUUUUGAAUUUUUUCUUCAACAACCCUUUUUAGAAAUGUGUCUUAAUACAUAUAUUACAUACAUAUUACAUGAUAUCUUGCUAAGUUGCAUAGUAUACACACGGUACGCGAACAAUAACUUGAACCUAUAUACGAACAAAUAUUCCCAUUGCGAUAAAGCAAUUGUGUUACCAGCGUUGGCGAGAUAGCGUCGUGAACACAGGAAAGGCGUUUCGAGGCCUAUAAAAUCGCAAAAAAAAUUGGUCACGUUCCAUAAGAUGCUUAUCAGCACGCUAAUUAACAAUUUAAUUUGCGUAUUUCUGGAAUGAUUUUAUUUGUAAUUUCAAAGUUUUAUUCUAAAAUAUAGGAACACUGUCAUAAAAAUAUUGGUUGUGUGACAACCAGAUUUCAUAUCACGCGUCAUAUCAGCAGAUUCUUUGAGAACCAGAAAUUGGCGGCAAAAUGGUCAUUGCUUUAUACUAGUUUGCAUAUAAUUAAUAUACAAUGGCUUUCAGUUUUUACUGGGAAUAUACGGUGUGAAAAUGUUUAUCUCGCAACUAUUGCAAUCUGAGAGCUCGCGGCUACUGUUUGCCUACCACUUGAUCAAUAAAAUAUUAAUCCAUAAUCCCGAGUGCACAUAACCGAAUAUUGCAUGUAAGAAAAGUGUUUCGCGUUUGGUUCUCACAAAAAUCACAAGUUCUCUUUUGGUACCGUUCGGUUUCCCUUUUUUGUUUUGUUCUCUCUAAACUGGGGUAUAAUUAGCCGGGGAGACGGAUACAAUGAGGGAGGGGCUAAAAAAGGAAAUACGCACCUGUUAGUUCGAUACCUUCUUGUUCGUGCUUAGGCGUGAAGAGCUUCAGCGAAAGGAACUGUAGAAAAAACAGGAAAUAUCCAUUUCAAGACCUGACAAGGAUGACAUGCAGAUGUAUUUUCAUCUGACAUACGUCAGGGAUUAUAGAUUCCAGCUAACAAAAAUAUAUAAGACAAACUAUAUUUUUGAGGUAAUUUAAUCCUCUUCAGUUAUAUACAGUAUAAUACAUAUGUUUUGGUUUGCUGAAAUCAGCAGAUUUAUUUAUUGUUGAAAACUUUCUGCUAAUGACAAUGAUAUAUUACAGCAGUGGUAAAUAUCCCUAUUAACAGGGAUAUUGACCUAUUAUAGCAUUUAUAAUAACUAGCUAUAAAGUGGUCAGUAAACUUGUAACUUUAAACAACUCGAGGACGAAGGAUGUUUGUCUAAUGGUUCAUAAGAAAGCUACCUAAAAAAAAAUAAAAAAAUCGAAGGAAUUGAAUGCAUUGGUUGUAAUCCGCAUGAAACAAAUUAGAUUCGCUUUCUGGAUUAAUUUCGUUAUAUUGAUUUUGUCCAGCAUCGUCAGAUUCAAAAUACGCCUCGGAGAGGGGUUCAUUUCAUAUCACGCAUUAUCGUCAAAAUAUCAAAAUUUGUGAUAUAAGUUUGUUUGUGCAAGUCAUGAAGGGAGUCCGUCCAAGUACAUUCUUUUGCUCAAAAUGAAAAUCACUAAAACUCAACCUAAUAAUACUUUAAAUUCCGAAACCGCAUUCUCAGAACGCCGAAAUUCUCCUGGUAUUUUCAGGUAGUGUGUUCUUGUCAAACGUGGUUAAAUUAGUUCGAAUUAAAUCCGACGUACAAAAAACACGCCUACAAUAUGCCUUCUGGAAGUUCAAAAACUGAAGCACUUGAGAUAUAGUGGCUUUUGCGUAUGUGAUUCUUUAUAUUAACUUACAGCAUAUUAACUUCAAAGUUUUCUUUACAAUUAAGAUGCUAAAAAAGAUAUGUCAAAGCACUCAUUAUAUUGGCUUACAAUGUUGUCAAUCACCCUAAUGAAUAUUGUAGUCAUGGCAAGGUCGUCGUGAGCUCUGCAUAAUGAAGCCUUCAAAAGAAUAUAAAAGGUGCGAGUUUCAUCAGUUCGUCACUUCAUCUUUGGUCUUCAAGAAAGAAAGAGUUGGAAGAUAACUUAAAGAACAAUGAAGAAUAUUGCACUGUUGUGUUUCCUUUUGGUGGCUUCAGCCUGUGUGCUUGGUACGUAUGAUAUGAAUGUAUUUAAUGUUUCUAAUUAUUGUAUUGUGUGAAUCAAUUUAUUUAUUUAUUUAUUUAUUUAUUUAUAAACUUUACAAUCAACAAAACGAUUAAAGGUACAGACAACAGGACUGAGGAGUCCCAAAUCAAGUCCUACCUACACAUUACACUGACAUUGUAAAACAAUAGAGACAGGUUACAACUUUAACAAAGCUAAAAUACAAAAUUACAACACACGAUCAAUGCGUUGCAACCCAUCUUUACACUUUCCAAAGUUAAUAUGGUUUGGAAAAUGACCAAGUUAGAAAAAAAAAUUAUACAUAUAGAUGAGUCAACAUUGUGCAGCACAGAUAUAGUCACAGAAUACAGUAAACAUCCUAAACAUGCAUGUGCUCCAAGCUGUCCCUGCAUUUUCCAAAGAUAUAGACUGCCCGGGUGUUUUUUUAUCUGGGCGUUUAAUUUAUAAUUUAAUUUAUAAAGCCACAUAUCAAGGAUGCUUUUCCAGCCAUAGAUCUUUUGUUAGUGCACUAAUCUUCCAAGUGAGAUACGUAGUCAAGUUGCCUCGCAACUGUCUCCUUAAUCUAUUCCUUGUAAAUGAUCCGUUUUAAGGCAAAUACUAAAUUUGCAGACCCAAAUCCUGACCCCGAUACUGCGACACACUUUGGCUUGAUAGAAUUAAUUUAAUUAUUUUCCCAACAAAGUUGCCCGCGCUGAUGAUGAGACAAAAGCUGUCGAUGCUUCCAAGAUGGAAGAUCAGCAAGAGACUCCUGAUGUGAUGGCUGACGAAGAACAAACGGAAGCUGACGAGACUGAAACGAAAAACAACGAAGUCGAAACAGAAAGUGACGAAAAAGAGACGGAAGAUUCCGAUGAGCAAGAAGAUGACGAUCCGCAAGAAGAUGACAGUGCGCAAGAAGACGAAGAGAUCGAAGAAGAUGAAGGUAAACCAAUAUUUCUAAUAGUGUGCACGUUAUGGCUAUGUAGCAUUGAGAACUCAAUUUGAAUUGAAAGAGAUUGGUUAAUGAGAACAAAUUUUGUCGUCCAAAUUAUGGAUAACCCUUUCCAUCGAUCAGUAGCUAGAAAUGAUAUUAGCAGCACAACGUACAUGCAGGGGCGAAACUUUUUGGGGUGGGGUGCCACACCCCCUACCCCCUCAAAUUUUGCCCCUGGAUACAUAGACCAAUAUGGACGUCAUUUGCCUCUUUUCGAGAUACCAGAUACAAUGUAGUAAUUUGUAACUGUCAUAUCAGCAUAAAGAAAUAUGACUGAGCUAUUAAUAUCCCUUGUUGCAUGUUUGGUUUCUGCCAGGGUUCUGCUAUAAUUCAAGUCCAAAGUAAUUAGUAUAAAGUUUACACUAAAAAUUUCCAUUCACAAAUCCUCCAACAUACAAUAUUAUUUAUUUCCACAAACCUAACUGGAUAUUCCUUUCUUUCGAUAAUAUACCGCCCAAAAAGCGGUUGGUAGCGCAGAAAAAUAUAGAGAAUAUAGUUAGCUAGGCUGUAUAAAGGAAUUAACAAACAAUUGAAAAAAUAUGCUUCUUUCUGUAGACGAAACAACCGAUAUCGCAGAAGAUGAGCACGAGAAACGAGGUCAGUGUUUUUCCAUUGUUAUCAUAUUAUAUUUCUAAAUUAAUUUUCUAAAUUUAGUUCCUUUGUUGAAAUAUAUAUUGAAAGGGUUAGUGAAUCGCAUGGUGAAUAGCAAGACAAAUAUGAAGAAAAAAAAGAUUUUCCAGUGUGAUAUAGACAUUGAAUUUUCAAAAAAAACUUUCAACUUUUAGCAGAUAUAUCACACGUUGUUUGUCCUCAUUCAGACGUGCUAGCUACGUCCUAACAUGGAUUUUGCAACUUAAUUGUAUUUCAGAUGCAGUUUUCUAAUUUGAUCUCAAAUAUAUAAAAUUGACGUACGAUGGGACAAACUGGCUGAAGGAGUCAGUGAGUUCCAUUCUCGCAAUAUCCUUGUGAGGAACUUUAAUCCUUUGAGUAUCUCCAUUAGCAAGAACAAUAUUUUUGUAUUCAAUAUUCAAUUCAACCAUCAGUUCUCCUAACAACUAGGAAAGUUGUGUUUCUUAAUUAUUCUGCCUAGGUAAAAGCCCACUAGCAUCCUAAAGCUGUAUUAGAUUCACACGAUUGUAAUCACAUGGUCAGAUUUCUAUACGUUCCAAAUCACCAAUGCUUGUUUAGCCAUCAUCCUCUGUUUCUAUUUUCUGACCUCAACAAAAUUGACACAAGGCUUAAUAAAGCUUUAUUUGUACGAAUUUCCUACAAUGUGGUUUAUAUAUUCAGGUUGGGCAUGCAGACGAUACAGGAAAGGUAGACGUUGGUGUAAGGCAUGUGGAUGCCGCCGUGUAUGCAAAGCCAAAGUGUGCUCUCGACGUGUCUGCAGACGAGUGAGAUGUACCAAGAGAGUAUGCCGUAGGGUGAUCAAAUACAGAAUCGUUAGAUACAAAUACCGCAACCCUCAUUACUACGGAUAUGGGAGACGUCGUUACUUGUGGAGAAUCAAAAAGAUUCCAUACAGAGUUGUCGUCUGCAAACGUGUGCGAAGUUUCUGCACAAAAUGUUACAACCGACGUUAUUAUUGCGGUCGUGUUUGCAGACAUGUGUGCAGAUACAGAAAGGUAAGUAAUGUGUUAAUGAAUACUUAUAUAUUUCUCCUAUUCCACGUAGUGGCAUCACCUUAGUAUGUGUACGAACUAUUGUCGUUGGAUAUUUGAACCCAAAGGUGGAGAUGCUCUAAAAAAGGAGAGUCUCAGGUUCGAUCCUGUGCGUGUAUGCGUGCAUGUGAGGGGGAUGAGAGAUGCGGUCAAUGGUUCCAUUAUUUGCAGCUAAUAUGACGGCCGCAAUUCAUGAGAGAUUUGUUUUCGACUAAACGCGUCUGAUUGAUCAACAAUAUAGCUAGCGCCAUAGUGGGAAUCAAAAGUCUUAAUAUUAUCUUGUAAUACGUUCCAGAAAAAGUUUUUCCCAUCUGAAUAUUUACGGAUGGUCCUUCGUACUAAAUUCUCUGAAGGCGUUUGUUCGGAAUAUAUAUAUAAUGGAAGGUAGUUCAACCAGGAAUGAAGUUAAACUUAUUGUACAAUAGUAUCAUCAUUGAACCCCUUGCUAAACGUAUAUUUACCAUUGCGUAUAAUUCUACUGUGUGGCUUUCUAUUAAAUUAUUUGCUAUUUUCUCUAGUGCCAUCCCUACUACGGAUAAACUACGUCAUACCUACAAGAAUACCUGGCUAAGAAAGGAUAUCUCCAAGUAGAUAACUCCAAAUUUCCUUGAAAUAUAACAUGUAGUUAAAAGAUGUGCACAUUUCUCGAAAUUUUCUUUUUAAAAAUAAACUUAG